Molecule: messenger RNA, 369 nt
Organism: Cylindrotheca closterium
Lineage: Eukaryota; Bacillariophyta; Bacillariophyceae; Bacillariales; Bacillariaceae
Source: the annotation of a GenBank genome assembly
AUGACUCUUGUGUGUCAUUCUCACCAAAGGAAUGUCCAAAAAGGAGGGCACCUUGUGAAAAAGAGGACAAGGAACUUUGGGAAAGGACGAGACCUGCCGCAAAAAGGGCAGACCACACCUUUGCAACUUGCUGGUACUACAGUUAAUCAAAUGAAGCAAGUUCCUUUGGGAAUGCAGCUCAUGCAGAUUCCAACUCAAGGUGGCUGCACUGUGACUGUCCCUUACUCAAUGAAUGCUAAUGGUGAAAUUGCGUUCAGCGGAAUGCAACUUGGCUACCAAGGAUUCAGUGGUGCUCAAGUGCGCCAAGGAUUCGAUGCAACUCAAGCUAAAGCUCCGCAGAUUGUGAAGACUGGCUAUUACAAUAUGUGA